GACACAGGCCGCUUCCUCCGGCCUCCUCCCCCACCCCUCCCCUCCCCCGCAGCAGUGCACGUGCCUCGCCGGAGCCGAGAGCGGCGAUGUCUGGCCGCGUCGGCGAAAGCAGCAGCAGCCGCCGCCGCACCGCGGCGAAGUCCCCGCGCUACGACCGCAGCAUCACCGUCUUCUCCCCCGAGGGCCGCGUCUUCCAAGUCGACUACGCCCGCAACUCCGUGAAGCUGGAGGGGAUCACCUCCGUCGCCGUGCGCGGCGCCGACUCCGUCUGCGUCAUCACCCAGCGGACCAAGGCACCGGCGGACCCGUUGCUGGACACGGCGGACCCCGCCUUCAUGCACCUGUUCCAGAUCACCGAGCGGCUUGGAAUGCUCGCCACGGGGAUGCCAGCUGAUGGGAGAGCAUUAGCUCAGCAGGCAAGGAACGAAGCUGCAGGGUUCCGUUACAAGUGGGGAUAUGAAAUGCCUCCUAAGAUGUUGGCGCAAUGGUUGGGAGACAGAGCACAAGUCCGCACCCAGCAUGCUGGCAUGAGACCUUACAGAGUUGUUGCUACGGUCGUGGGAAUUGAUGAAGAGAAAGGAACUCCAGAGCUCUUUACAUGUGAUCCUGCUGGACAAGUCCUUGGCCACAAGGCAACCAGCGUAGGUCUCAAGGAACAGGAAGCUAUCGAGUUUCUCGAGGAAGCAAUGGCGGGCAAUUCUUCUUUAUCAUUCCAGGAAACCAUGGAGAUGGCAGUGUCUGCACUGCGACACGUCCUGGAGAAUAAUAACCAAGGCCAUGACAUCGAGGUGGGAGUUGUCAGGAAGAAUUAUCCAGCGUUCAGAACUGUGUGGAGGCGCAUCUACAAAAGUCCGGUUGCAGGGCAGAACAUCCUGGACGGAGAGGGCCAGUAAUAUGUGAUUUGUCAUUUGAUUG
Triticum aestivum (bread wheat) is the source of this 915-nucleotide messenger RNA. RefSeq names its product proteasome subunit alpha type-6. Gene Ontology annotation, cellular component: proteasome core complex; proteasome core complex, alpha-subunit complex. Gene Ontology annotation, biological process: ubiquitin-dependent protein catabolic process. The transcript is spliced from 9 exons. The coding region runs from base 87 to 893 and encodes 268 amino acids. Lineage: Eukaryota; Viridiplantae; Streptophyta; Magnoliopsida; Poales; Poaceae. The record is from RefSeq and is a predicted model, not a curated record.